AUGACGCUCGAGAUGCUCCCUGCGCCCAUCUUCACCUCCAAGAAGGAGUUGUACGAUUGGCUGGUGAAGCAGGUGGAGGCGCUGGUGGAUGGCAUGAGCAAGCGCUUCACACCGCAGGCAAACCUGAUUAUUGGCCUCAGCAACGUCGCGGCGCUCUGCUUUUACGAGCUGAACCGGUUCUGCAACCCCGGCGCGGCGCUGGAGAAGCUCAAGGUCAAUUGGUUCGGCUUCUACCUCUUCCAGGCGCCCGGGCUGCUUGCUCUUGGCCCCUUCCAAGGCCGUCCCGCCUGCACGGAGAUUCGCGUGGGAAAAGGCGUUUGCGGCACUGUUGCGGAGAGUGGCGAGUCGCUGGUGGUGUCCAACGUGGAGGAGUUUCCCAGCCAUAUUGCGUGCGACUCAUCGUCAAAGUCAGAGGUCGCAGUGCCUGUGCUGAUUGAGAACGGCAGCGUCGUGGCCGUGAUUGACGUCGACAGCACGGAGCUGGGGUACUUUUCGGAGGAGGACAAGGAGGGUCUGGAGCGCGUGGCGGCGGUGCUCGAGCAGCACCUUAACUUCCCCAUGGCAAGGGCUCUUGCACUGAACCCGGCGCUGGGGCUACCUGGCUACUCUGCACUGGCGGGCGGCGAGAAGUCAUUGCAGCUGCGCGGCGAUGCCGAGGCGGCCCCGCAGCCUGUGCCUGUGACCACUGAAGCGGAAACAACGGCGGCUACCACGACUUUGACGCACAUCCCUUUCUUUAAGGUGGAGGCGAAACACCCAGACGUCUCCGUGAAGUGUAUGGGAGGGUGGCAGUUCACUCGUACAAGUCUGGACCGCAUCAUGACGCAGGACGAGGCCCAGCACCUGCAGGACUCACUCGGCAUCUCGGCGCUGCCGGAGAUUGCCUUUCAUAGCAACACGCUCUCGGUGAGCCCAGAGUCUGACCGGGAGCACCCCUGGCUGCACUUCAGCAUCGAGGCACUCAUGCGCAGCGCUUCGCAGUACUACCACACGGAGGAGUUCAGGACGCUGGUACAGCCGCAGCUCUGCAUCCCGGUCUCGGCGGGCUGGGCCUCGUUCAACUUCGAGAAGUACGACCCAAAGGUUGACUGGGCGUGGCGCAAUGACUUCUGCGGCCUUGUUCCUGGACAGGUGCGCCUCGUAGCGCGCCCGAAGGACGCUGCGGACGCACCUGGAAUCAACUGGGACCUCUUAAAGGAUACGAGCCUUCCUAUUCUCUUCUACGGCGAUUUCGACAUGAUGGAAGACGACUUGCACGAUCACGGCAUGGUGAUAAGCAGCGUCAAGUACCGCGUCAUGAGCCCCGCUUUCUUUCUUCUCUUCCGCCACUUUGUGCGCGUGGACAGCCACGCGAUUUGGAUGCGAGAGGUGCGCAUCUUUCACGAAUUUGGGAAGACUCGUUUACCGUCUGGAGUGCCGCACAUCGUUGUCCUUGAGCAACUGCGCAGCGUGCACGUUGCGGAGCCGGCGGACAGCGUCGACUGGAAGUCCAUGUCCCCCGACGCCAUAUCCGCCAAGGCUGAGGUCCUUCUCGCGCGUGAGUGGAUGUUGGAGAGGGUUGAGGUGGCGGCGUAG
This is a messenger RNA of Leishmania braziliensis MHOM/BR/75/M2904, 1575 nucleotides long. RefSeq lists its product as hypothetical. The transcript has a single exon. The coding region runs from base 1 to 1575 and encodes 524 amino acids. NCBI's taxonomy places the organism in Eukaryota, Euglenozoa, Kinetoplastea, Trypanosomatida, Trypanosomatidae. The record is from RefSeq and is a predicted model, not a curated record. Gene Ontology annotation, cellular component: cytosol. Gene Ontology annotation, molecular function: protein binding. Gene Ontology annotation, biological process: TOR signaling.